Molecule: messenger RNA, 5720 nt
Organism: Coregonus clupeaformis (lake whitefish)
Lineage: Eukaryota; Metazoa; Chordata; Actinopteri; Salmoniformes; Salmonidae
Product: protein FAM193B
Exons: 11
Coding region: 134-3568 (1144 amino acids)
Cellular component (GO): cytoplasm; nucleus
Source: RefSeq, a predicted model, not a curated record
UCCGCCAUAUUGACUGUUGUCUUGACUGGAGAAGAUAGGGCGCGUUUGUGAUCCUAGAAGAAUCGAAACCGUGCUUUUAAACACCUCUAAACUAGUGCAACCUUGGUCAAAGGAUAUCUCCGACACCUGCGUGAUGGCGAGGAAAAAAAGCAAACAGCAAGGAGUCGGGAGCAAGGAGCUGGUGCCCGUACAACAGAACAUAUCGAAGAGCCCCGUAUCUCCCGGAGAUGCAGCUGGCGGUGGUGGCGGAGAUGCAGGGCUGGAUAGACUGGCCGCCAGGGCGAACCAGCCGAUGCACACCUGCUGCCUCCUGUGUCAUCGUGAGUUUAAGGACUGGGGGGCGAGCUCUGACAACGGUCUGCCUGGGGGCCACGGGGCGAAGCUAGCCGAUGCUGUCCCAGCCCUGUCCCAGGCCCUGCUCAGAGAGGUGCCGGGCCGGAAGCUGUCCGACACCGUGCCUUCACUGAGCCAGUCUCUGCUGGGAGAGGUGCCGCUAUGGAUCUGCCAGAGCUGCCGGAAGAGCGUUGAGGAAGAGGAGAGACAGAGCGCACAGGAAACGUCUGCACCGGUUCCGUUGUCCCACUCAUCGUCGUGUAAGGCCCAGAGUUGUGAUAACGGUUACCCAGAGCAGAGCUCCGUAGACUGGGACCCAUCCUCCUUCCUCUCAGCCCACAAGCUUUCUGGUCUCUGGAACUCGGCUCACAGCAACGGAGGGGUCCACUGCAACCACAGCACUGCCUUGCACGCACAGCAAGGAACAGGGGGACCAACGUGUCACGAGAAGCGAGUCUCUCACGAGGCUCCUGGGAAAUCUGCUAAAACGCCUGGGGCCAAGGUGUGCCCCUACAGUCACCCUUCCCAGAAUUCCAGUGGUUCGUCCCCCGGGAACCCGCUCUCUACCUCCGGGGACCUCUGUAAGAACACCCCCAAGCACUUCAAGACCAUGUGCCGACGACCAACUCCGCCUGGCGAAGCGUUCCACCCCAGCGACCACCACCAACACUCGGACCUGUCUGUCCCCCCCAACAGCCCCACUGGCCUCUCCUCCUCUCAGCAUUCCUCUCUCCUGCCCCUCAAGCAGAGCUCUGGAGGGCAGCAACACGGCCAUGUCUCCUCAUCCUCCUCCUCUCCCAGUCUAGCUGCUCCCGCUCCCUUCUCCCCGCUGGUACCAAACCUCCACGGCCCCGCGGCAGGGGCCAAGCUGGGGACCCUGGGUGGCCCUGACUGCCCAACAGGGGCCCUCCAUAAGCCCUUGGCCUGUAAGAACUCACACAUUCCUCCUGUGAACGGUCAGCACAGCAAACUGGGCCCAUCCCUGAUGGGCUGUAAUCACCCCUGCAACGGCCACAGUGGGGGGGCACUGCCCUCUUCCAACGUGGGACACCUGACCGCUGGGCAACACCUGAGCGCUGGGCAACACCUGACCGCUGGGCAACACCUGACCGCUGGGCAACACCUGACCGCUGGGCAACACCUGACCGCUGGCGCCUGCAGGGACCAGGCGUGUAAAGGACACAAGCUGUCUAACGGGGCGGGGGGGUUGUGUCACCCCCCGUCGGAGCUGGAGGAGGGAGAGGAUGAGGACUCUAGUUCUGAGAGGAGCUCCUGUGCUUCCUCCUCAAACAACCAGAAGGAUGGGAAGUACUGUGACUGCUGCUACUGUGAGUUCUUCGGACACAACGCGCCCCCGGCGGCUCCGACCAGCCGCAACUACACAGAGAUCCGUGAGAAGCUCCGGUCCCGUCUGACGCGUCGUAAGGAGGAGUGUCUUCCCCAGAGACGGGAGUCUGACCCGGCCGUGUCCACCUCCAUCGACCACCGAGACGUGGACGAGCUGAUGGACUUCAUCAACUCCUCAGAGCACAAACCGGCCAACAGUGCUAAGGCUGCCAAGCGGGCGCGACAUAAACAGAAGAAGAAGGAGAAGCAGACCCAGGUGGGUAGUGGUGAUUGUGAGGAAGCUGGCAGUGACCCCCCCUCCACCUCUCCAGACCCAGACCACCCCAGCCAGGAGGAGGGGGAUGUGGACGGGGAGGAGGGUGAGGACCCAGACCUCCCCAGCCAGGAGGAGGGGGAUGUGGACGGGGAGGAGGGUGAGGACCCAGAGGCUAGUCGGCUGUUGGAGUGGCCUCAGCUGGAACUAGAGAGGGUCAACUCCUUCCUGACCUCUCGGCUAGAGGAGAUCAAAAACACCAUCAAGGACUCUAUCCGGGCCUCGUUCUCCAUGUACGACCUCAACCUGGAUGUGAAUGACUUCCCUAAGAAGGCUGCUACUCUGGAGGGCAACCAUCUUCUCUCCCACCUCAACGGCUCCUCCUGCUCUGACCUGCAGCAGAUAGACCUAGACCUGGCCCCUCUCUCCCUGGGUACCUUCAAGAGUCAUCUGGACCUGGUCAAAGGCUGGGAGGAGGCCCAUCCCCGGGACCACUCCCCCAUCGGACCCAUCUCACCCCUGGCUAGUGCUACUGUACCUGGGGUAGGGGGACCAGGGGCUGCGGCUGGUACUGGGGCGAAGGAUGUUCACAGGCUCCACACCACCCCCAGCCUCUCCAAGCUGAUCCGGGUGCGCACCCCAGAGAGUUGCCCCUCUGCUAGGCCUGAGAAUAAACACCAGGCCCCUGCUUCGACCCAGACCCAGGCCUCCACCACGGUGGCUAAGCCUAAAGAGGAGGCCCCAGCGGAGCCCAACAACAUUACUCCUGGGGCUAAUGCUGGGGCUGGCAAGAACAUUACUCCCCCUACUCCUGGGGCUGGGGUUAAUGCUGGGGCUGGCAAGAACACUUCUACUCCUGGGGCUGGGGUUAAUGCUGGGGCUGGCAAGAACACUUCUACUCCUGGGGCUGGGGUUAAUGCUGGGGCUGGCAAGAACACUUCUACUCCUGGGGCUGGGGUUAAUGCUGGGGCUGGCAAGAACAUUACUCCCCCUACUCCUGGGGCUGGGGUUAAUGCUGGGGCUGGCAAGAACACUUCUACUCCUGGGGCUGGGGUUAAUGCUGGGGCUGGCAAGCUGAAGAAGGGCAAGAAGCAGCAGCAGCAACGGCAGGACCAGCUACCUCCAGAACAGAACCAGACCAGACCCGGAUCCAAAGCAGCUGCAGAGUCUCAGAAAACUGGUUCCAACGCUGGUUCUGGUUCCAAACCACCACCUCACUCAGCUGAGAGCCAGAGAACCGGGCCAACGAGGGCAGAGGAGACCAGGCCCACCCGGCAGCAGGCCACCAACGGGACAGUGAGUAGCGGGGGUGCUCCCAGCGCCCAAAGAGGGAAGGGGGAGGAGCAAGAGGCCAAAGUUCACUCUGUCACCUCAGCCAAUCACAACCAAGCCCAGCAGCAGCAACCCAAGGGGAAGAAUAAAAAGAACAAGAACAAGGGGGAGAAAACCAGCCGCAACAUCGACGAUGUGUUUCUCCCUAAAGACGUAGACCCAAAAGAAAUGGAUGAGAUUGAUCGUGAGGUGGAGUACUUCAAAAGGUUUUGCCUUGACUCUGCUAAACAGACCCGCCAGAAGGUUGCAGUAAACUGGUCCAACUUCAGCCUCAAAAAGGUUCCUUCCAACGCAGCCCAGUAACUAACAGGUUCUAGAAUGCAGAACCCCCCCAACAUAACUAUGUCCAGACAACCCCAACGGCCUGAGGCCUCCUUUUUCCUCACCAAGCCGAGGGACCCUGGUGUAACACCAUUUUCUAUUGGUCAGGACUGCGACGCUAUUGGCUCACAGCCAGGGAUCAUUCACACACGGGGCCGACUGAGACCCGACUCUUUACUGUUUCACAACGAGGGAGAUGAGCGAUCCAGGUUGAAACAUGGAGAACCAAACACCCUUCUGUCUAUCAGAUCUGAUCUACUGCGUACUUCACUAUGUAGUUUGGAAAACAGUUACCUUAUAUAAUAAAAAGUGUUUUUAUUGUAAUUGUGGCACAUUUUAAACAUUGUUGAAACCCUCUUGGAUUGUUAUUGGUUGGUUCUAUUAGGUGCUUCUGUUCUCCAAAAAGGUACUGACCCACGACUAACUUUUAGUUUACGGUAUCUGCCCCCAGCUCUCCCUCAACACACAACCCUCUGUGGAUAGGCACCGUUUUAGAUGAUGAAUCGGCUCUAAAUUAUUUUUUACAUUGAUCUUAAGUUCAGAUCAGAAUAGGUGUUAUGGUAUGGAGGACACGGGCAUUUUUAAAACUGUUAAAGCACAUUAUACUGUCAUAGACACCACCAUCGUGUGUGGGCAGGUUAUCCAUACAGGGUUUUGUUCUCUCGUGACCUCAAAUCGUACUGCUCCGAUUGGGCCAACCUGUCCCCUCAAUAUGACAUCACAGGCUGAACCAACGCUGGUCAUUCAUUAAUGGUUUGUAGCUUCAACAUCAAGGCCAAGUUCAAGAUGGUGCCCUAUUCCCUAUGUAGUGCGCUACUUUAGACCAGGCCCCAUAGGGCUAUAGUAAAAAGUUGUGCACUAUAUAGGGUUCCAUUUGGGAUGCAACGAUGAUGUAGUUUAACAACGUUCCAAACUGUAGGAUUCAAACGGCAGUGGAUGACAUGAAACCCGAUGGAUCAAUAGAUUCAAUACCCCCUUGUACAAUGUUAUUAUUUUGUAUGAAAGUGACAAAAGAAAUGGUUUUGUUUUAACAAAAUGAACGUUUGCGAAGUAAUCAACGACACUAAUAUAAACUCAAAUUAUUUUAUUUUUUUUAUAAAGAAAAGAAGAAAAAUCUGGUUACUGUGUUUAACACUUCGAUUCGAAUCACAUCUUGACAAGAUGUGUUUUAAAUUAAACCAGAUUGAUUUCUCCCCUGUGUAAUCUAUAAAAGUCAUGGGUAUCUUCAGUGGCCAGCCUCCAUGUUGUUCAGAUAUCUGAUAUCGAGCCAUGGUCCAUAUUUCCCAUUGGUUGUUGGUGAUGUAACUGCUAUCAGAGCUGAUAUCUUCCCCCGUGGUGGUCUGUGAUAUAGUUCUAUACUGUGGCCAUGUUCUCGACACUCUGCGUCUCAAACAGCACCCUAUUCCCUAUAUAGUGCACUACUUGGGGAAUAGGGUGCCAUUUGGGACGUUGCUCAAGGCUGCCUCAUACUGUUGUUUUGACCUCUUAACUCCUGCUCAUACAGGAUUGUAUUAAUUAGGUAUCAAACGGAAGAAAACAGGCAAAAAAACAGGAAGAGACGACGUGGACUGUUUUUGUUUUCAGUUGGAAAAAGGUCCUCAAUCCUCACCUGAUUUCAAUGUUUGUACAUAAAAUAAGUGAUUUUUAGGGAAUUUUAAAACACGUCCGCAAUGAUGACCUGUCUCUCUGAGGAUGGGUGAGGAUUUCAACCAUGGUACAAAAUUCACAUUACUCUUGACCUUCUGGUGUCAUACACCUCAAUAAGUCCCUCUGCUGUCACUGAUUCUGCAGUCCUGAACUCUGUUCCCUUUCUGAUCAGAAAACAAUCAAUAGUUUAAGUGACGUUAUGAAAUAACCGGUAUUUCGAUGAUUCUAAGUUAGUCAUCAACAUCUGUUUUAAAAGGGUUUCCAUUAGAUGUUUUUUUUUGUUGUUGUUGAAAAUCUGUUAUGAAAUUUUGUAUGCAGUUUAUAUUCAACUAGAAGACAUUAUCUUAAAAUGUGUGGAAUGUAGUAUCCUAUACCAUUAGUGUAGGCCUAAGCCAAGUUGGCUUUUCUGUUUUUUUAUUCACUUUUGAUACUGUGAAAAUCUUUCGUUCAGAAAGAUUAAAACAUUACAGUUUUGACAAAAUAAAGU